ACGCCCCCGGCAGGCACGGGCCUAGGGAGCCGCGCCGGGUGUGCAGGCGGGAAUGUGGGUGAAGAGCACUGCCCGGAGGUGAGCGCGGCAGACGCUGCCGGGCAGCCGGUAAGGUGGCCUCCCGCCGUCUCAGGCCAGCGAGAGCGCAGACGGGGAGACCCUGUGGAGUGGACAGGCAGCGCUGCUGUUGAGGCAGGUCCCAGGGUGUGCCAGGAACUGCCCAGGGACUCCGCACCAUGAUGGCCGUGGAGGGGUCGACCAUUACCAGCCGGCUCAAGAACCUGCUGCGAUCCCCAUCCAUCAAACUACGCCGGAGCAAGGCAGGCGGCCGGCGAGAGGACCUCAGCUCCAAGGUGACCUUGGAGAAGGUGCUUGGAAUCACAGUGUCCGGAGGCAGAGGACUUGCCUGUGACCCCCGGUCUGGUUUAGUUGCCUAUCCAGCUGGGUGUGUGGUCGUGCUGUUCAACCCCCGGAAACACAAGCAGCACCACAUCCUCAACAGUUCCAGGAAAACCAUCACUGCUCUUGCCUUCUCCCCUGAUGGCAAGUACUUGGUCACUGGAGAGAAAAACAUUGUGGUGGCCUCCAAUAAGGUGUCCAGCCGGGUGACAGCAGUGUCCUUCUCUGAAGAUUGCAGCUACUUUGUCACUGCAGGGAACCGACACAUCAAAUUCUGGUACCUUGAUGACAGUAAGACCUCAAAGGUGAAUGCCACUGUGCCCCUGUUGGGCCGCUCAGGGCUGCUGGGGGAGCUACGGAACAACCUGUUCACCGAUGUGGCCUGUGGCCGAGGGAAGAAAGCAGACAGUACCUUCUGCAUCACAUCCUCAGGGCUACUGUGCGAGUUCAGCGACCGGAGGCUUUUGGAUAAGUGGGUGGAGCUGAGAACCACCGUGGCCUACUGCAUCUCUGUGAGCCAAGACUACAUCUUUUGUGGCUGUGCUGAUGGCACCGUGCGUCUCUUCAACCCCUCUAACCUGCACUUUCUCAGCACCCUGCCCCGGCCCCAUGCCUUGGGGACAGACAUUGCCAGUGUCACUGAGGCCAGUCGCCUCUUCUCUGGAGUGGCCAAUGCCAGGUAUCCAGACACCAUUGCCUUGACCUUUGAUCCCACUAAUCAGUGGCUAUCUUGUGUAUACAACGACCACAGCAUUUAUGUUUGGGAUGUGAGGGACCCCAAGAAAGUGGGCAAGGUGUACUCGGCUCUGUAUCAUUCCUCCUGCGUCUGGAGUGUAGAGGUCUACCCAGAAGUGAAGGACAGUAACCAAGCCUGCCUCCCCCCUAGUUCCUUCAUCACCUGUUCCUCAGACAACACCAUCCGCCUGUGGAACACAGAGAGCUCCGGGGUGCAUGGCUCCACCCUGCACCGAAAUAUCCUCAGCAAUGACCUCAUUAAGAUCAUCUAUGUGGAUGGGAACACUCAGGCCCUGCUGGACACUGAGCUGCCUGGAGGAGACAAAGCUGACGGGGCCCUGAUGGAUCCCCGUGUGGGCAUCCGUUCUGUGUGUAUCAGCCCCAACGGACAGCAUCUAGCUUCGGGGGACCGUAUGGGCACGCUCAGGGUGCACGAGCUGCAGUCCCUUAGUGAGAUGCUGAAGGUGGAGGCCCAUGACUCGGAAAUUCUCUGCCUGGAGUACUCUAAGCCAGACACAGGUCUGAAGCUGCUAGCGUCAGCGAGCCGGGACAGGCUGAUCCAUGUGCUGGAUGCUGGACGGGAGUAUAGCCUACAGCAGACGUUGGACGAGCACUCGUCCUCCAUCACUGCUGUCAAGUUUGCAGCCAGCGAUGGGCAAGUCCGCAUGAUCAGCUGUGGAGCAGACAAGAGCAUCUACUUCCGCACUGCACAGAAGUCUGGAGAUGGAGUCCAGUUCACACGGACACACCACGUGGUACGGAAGACGACCCUCUAUGACAUGGACGUGGAGCCCAGCUGGAAGUACACGGCUAUUGGCUGCCAGGACCGAAAUAUUCGGAUCUUUAACAUCAGCAGUGGGAAGCAGAAGAAGCUGUUUAAAGGGUCACAGGGUGAGGAUGGCACUCUGAUUAAGGUGCAGACGGACCCCUCGGGGAUCUACAUUGCCACCAGCUGUUCUGACAAGAACCUCUCCAUUUUUGACUUCGCCUCAGGCGAGUGUGUGGCCACCAUGUUUGGCCACUCAGAGAUUGUCACUGGCAUGAAAUUUAGUAAUGACUGCAAACAUCUCAUCUCUGUGUCGGGGGACAGCUGCAUAUUUGUGUGGCGCCUGAGCUCUGAGAUGACCAUCAGCAUGAGGCAGCGUCUCGCUGAGCUGCGCCAGCGGCAGCGAGGGGUCAAGCAGCAAGGACCAUCCUCUCCCCAAAGGACGGCUGGACCCAGUCGGCACGAGGCCCCGUCGAUGCUCUCUUCUGGACCAGCUCUCUCAUCAGAUAGUGACAAGGAGGGAGAAGAUGAGUGCACUGAAGAAGAAGAACUUCCAGCUCUGCCCAUCCUUGCCAAGGGCACCAAGAAAGAACCAGCCUUGGUGCCCAGCCCAGCCCUGCCCCGAAGCCUGUCCCACUGGGAAAUGAGUCGGGCACAAGAGACAGUGGAGUUCCUGGGUCCAGUUCCUGCAGCCAACCAAGGGCCCAGAAGAAGGGGGCGCUGGGCUCAGUCAGGCGUGGAGCUGAGUGUUCGCUCCAUGCUGGACCUGCGGCAGCUGGAGACGCUGGCUCCAAGCUCUAGGGGUCCUAGCAGGGACUCUCUGGCCAUGACCUCAUCUGGUUCUGGGAAGCAUGGUCAGCAGCCCCCUGAGACCUUACAGAAUGAAAAGUCCCCUCAGCCUCACGCUUCCCAGCCCUGUUCCUGCCCCCACAUUAUCCGGUUGUUGUCCCAAGAGGAAGGGGUCUUUCCCCAAGAUCUGGAGCCUACACCCAUCGAAGAUGGUAUUGUCUACCCGGAGCCAAGUGACAGCCCCACCUUGGAUACCAGUGAGUUCCAGGUGCAGGCCCCAGCUCGAGGGACCCUGGGACGAGUGUACCCAGGCAACAGGGGCUCAGAGAAGCACAGCCCUGACAGCGCCUGCUCUGUGGACUAUAGCAGCAGCCGCCUUUCCAGCCCUGAGCACCCCAAUGAAGACUCUGAAAGCACGGAGCCCCUGAGUGUGGAUGGCAUUUCCUCAGACCUUGAAGAGCCAGCUGAGGGUGAUGAGGAAGAGGAGGAAGAGGAGGGAGGCACUGGUCCCUAUGAGCUGCAGGAAGGCAGCCCCCGUACCCCGGACCAGGAGCAGUUUCUAAAACAGCACUUUGAGACUCUGGCCAAUGGGGCUGCUCCAGGGGGCCCAGUCCGGGUACCAGAGAGGACAGAGUCUCAGAGCAUCUCUUCACGAUUCCUUUUGCAAGUGCUGACGCCCCCACUCAGGGAACCGUCCCCAUCUUCCUCAAGCCUGCCACUGACGUUGAAGCCAGUCCAGGUGCCGCAGGCUUCUGGUGAGCAGCUGAGAGGCAAUGGUGCUAAUCCUCCAGGAGCACCCCCAGAGGUGGAGCCCUCCCCUAGAAACCCUGGUCCCCAGCAGGCAGCCCCUGUGCUGUUGCCACGACGCCGUGUCAAUGCGGACAGCAGCUGGAUCUCCAAGAGCGUGGCCACAGCCAGCCCCUGUGGUGGACUCCAGAAAGCCCCGUCCAUGCAGAGCCUGGCGCCACAGGGUGGGGCUCUUCUGCCAGGCCCAUUACUCCUACGGGAGAUGGAAGCCCAGGAGGGCCUACGUUCCCUGCCGCAGGCUGAUGACCGGCUGUCUCUGUCUCGGCCCCACUCCUACCAGAACCCCACCACCAGUUCCAUGGCCAAGAUUUCCCGCAGCAUCUCUGUCGGGGAGAACCUGGGCCUGGCGGCUGAACCUCAAGCUCCUGCCCCCAUCCGGGUCCCACCACUCAGGCAGCUGGCCCUGCCCAGCCGGGCUCACCUGGUCCUGGACAUUCCAAAGCCACUUCCUGAUCGUCCUACCCUGGCCACCUUCUCACCUGUUACCAAGGGCCGGACCCCUAGUGAGGCAGAACAGCCUGGCUCCCCAGUGGGCCUAGGAAAGGCUCACAGUCCAUCUGAGAGACAGGCCUGUUUAGGGGAGGGUUCCCCUCCCCGGCCUAGGACAGAGUGCCAGGUUCAGCUUGGGUCCAACAGCCCCUGUGCCCAGCACCUGCCGGUCGGCAGCCUCCUCCAAGACCCCGAGAUCUUGCAGCCCCCACCCCCUGAGAAGACUCCCAACCCCAUGGAGUGCACCAGGCCAGGGGCAGCCCUAAGCCAGGCCGCAGAACCAGUGGUAAGCCUGGAGCAGUGUGAGCAGCUUGUGGCAGAGCUCCAGGGCAGUGUGCGCCAGGCCGUCCAGCUCUACCACUUGGUGGCUAGCUGCAAGACACCCUCGGUGGAGCAAAGUCGCAUCACGCAGCUCCUCAGACGCACCUUCUCUUCAGUGCGGCAGGAACUAGAGGCCCUGCCCGGGACAGUGCUGCCCAGCCCCAGUGGAAGCCCUGGGGCUGUGGGAGCUGAGCAAACACAGGCCCUGCUAGAGCAAUACUCAGAGCUGCUGCUUCGAGCUGUGGAGCGUCGCAUGGAACGCAGACUCUGAACUCCAGAAGCCUGUCCCAAGUGAAUGCUCCCCCUAUUGCAAACUAGCCCCUCUCCACUCACUAAAACCUGUGGGGAUGCUUGGAGUGGAUAGCAGUGAUCAAUGCUCAGAGGGGAAGCAGCUUUCCCAGCUGCUCCUCAUGGGGCCCCUGUAUUUAUUAAUUUAUUUCCCUGA
Messenger RNA from Myotis lucifugus (little brown bat), 4751 nucleotides. It is a transcript of the gene MAPKBP1, whose product is annotated as mitogen-activated protein kinase binding protein 1. The transcript is spliced from 29 exons. Lineage: Eukaryota; Metazoa; Chordata; Mammalia; Chiroptera; Vespertilionidae. Bases 237 to 4577 code for a protein of 1446 amino acids. Gene Ontology annotation, molecular function: protein binding. The record is from RefSeq and is a predicted model, not a curated record.